This is a messenger RNA of Eimeria acervulina, 924 nucleotides long. Its product is annotated as manganese resistance 1 protein, putative. NCBI's taxonomy places the organism in Eukaryota, Apicomplexa, Conoidasida, Eucoccidiorida, Eimeriidae. The record is from RefSeq and is a predicted model, not a curated record. Gene Ontology annotation, cellular component: membrane. Gene Ontology annotation, molecular function: calcium:proton antiporter activity. The coding region runs from base 1 to 924 and encodes 307 amino acids. Gene Ontology annotation, biological process: intracellular calcium ion homeostasis; calcium ion transmembrane transport. The transcript has 8 exons.
AUGCAGAUAAACAACCCCCAGGACCAUCUGCUUUACCACCCCACGAGAGCUGCAGACUGGCGCUGGAAUAUCGUAGGCAGCGUUGCAGCCCCCAACCGGCAGCUGCACUUGGGGCUGCUAGCGGAUGGCAGCAGCAGCUCGAGGUUAAGGGGUUUAGGAACAGAAACAAUUGAAGAAGAAGGAACAGAAGGGGAUCUCAACGAAGGACCUCUGAGAUUCACUCUAAGAGAAGACGUCGCCAGACUUAAGGAAAUUUGCCUCACCAAGACGCAGCUGCUGCUGCUCUUUGCCCCUCUUGGCCUAUGGAGCCGUCUGGGGGGGUUGCCGACUAUUUUUGUUUUUUUGUUUAAUUUCGCUGCACUUAUUCCUUUAUCUGCUCUCUUAGGAGCAUUUACUGAGGAACUGUCGCUGCACACAGGCGAAAUUACUGGAGGCCUCCUCAACGCCACUUUUGGCAACGCCGUAGAAAUGAUUUUGUCUGUUCAAGCCCUGCGCAUCGGUCUACUGGAAGUGGUGAAGGGAACUCUAUUGGGUUCUAUUUUGUCUAAUUUGCUGCUCGUCUUGGGAAUGUCUUUCUUCGCUGGAGGCCUAUGGCACUACUUGCAGAAGUUCAAUGAGAAGGGCGCCACCUGCAGCGUGACGCUACUGCUGCUCUCCUGCAUGGGCAUCGUUAUUCCGACAGUUGCAGCUGUAGACAAUGGCCAGCACGGGACGUACAACAUUUUGAUGAUAAGCCGCAUUACCGCAUUGCUUAUUGGAGUGACGUAUUGCUUAUUCCUAUUUUUUCAGCUGUACACGCACAUCGGUCUUUUCAAAGAUGAUUUAGACGACGGAGACCAAUGGCCGAUGAUGUCCUGGGAAGGCGCAACUUUGAUGCUUUUCCUUGUUACUGCUCUGGUGGCUCUGCAUUCGGGUAUUCGCUAA